CUCAGAAAAAUACAGGGCUGCAGUACUGAGAUGAGAAAGCAAAAUGAAAGCUCUGUGGUUGAAUUCAUACUGUUGGGCUUUUCUAAUUUUCCUGAUCUCCAAGAACAGAUGUUUGGUGCUUUUUUGGUGAUUUAUCUGAUGACCCUGGUGGGAAAUACCAUCAUUAUGGCUGCCAUCCUGCUGGACCAGUGUCUCCAUGUCCCCAUGUACCUGUUCCUGCAGAACUUAUCCAUGGUGGAAGUGGCUUUCAGUGCAACCAUCAUGCCUGAAAUGUUGGUGGUCUUGUCCACCAAGAAAACGACCAUCUCCUUUGCUGGCUGUUUUGCACAGAUGUAUUUCAUUCUUCUUUUUGGUGGGACUGAAUGUUUUCUCCUGGGAGCAAUGGCUUAUGACAGAUAUGCUGCAAUCUGCCAUCCUCUGACCUACCCGGUGAUUAUGGACAGAAGGGUUUUUGUGAAAUUAGUGAUGUUCUCGUGGGUCUCGGGGAUCAUGGUGGCUACUGUGCAGACAACAUGGGUAUUUAGUUUUCCCUUUUGUGGAUCCAAUGAAAUCAAUCAUCUCUUCUGUGAGACUCCCCCAGUACUGGAGCUUGUAUGUGCAGACAUCUUCCUGUUUGAAAUCUAUGCCUUCACAGGUACUAUUUUGAUUGUCAUGGUUCCCUUCCUGUUGAUCCUUUUGUCUUACAUUCGAAUUCUAUUUGCUGUUUUGAAGAUGCCAUCAAACACUGGGAGGCAAAAGGCCUUUUCAACCUGUGCCUCUCAUCUCACGUCAGUCACCCUCUUCUAUGGCACAGCCAGUAUGACUUAUUUACAGCCCAAAUCCAAGUAUUCACCAGACAUCAAGAAAGUGAUGUCAUUGGCUUACUCUCUGCUUACACCUCUGCUGAACCCACUUAUCUACAGCCUGAGAAACAAUGAGAUGAAAAGGGCUUUAAUGAAAUUAUGGCAAAGAAAAGUGGCUUUACACACAGUCUGA
Molecule: messenger RNA, 975 nt
Organism: Castor canadensis (American beaver)
Lineage: Eukaryota; Metazoa; Chordata; Mammalia; Rodentia; Castoridae
Product: olfactory receptor 10A3-like
Biological process (GO): G protein-coupled receptor signaling pathway
Cellular component (GO): membrane
Molecular function (GO): G protein-coupled receptor activity; olfactory receptor activity
Source: RefSeq, a predicted model, not a curated record